This is a messenger RNA of Talaromyces stipitatus ATCC 10500, 1761 nucleotides long. RefSeq names its product UPF0183 domain protein. The record is from RefSeq and is a predicted model, not a curated record. Gene Ontology annotation, biological process: Golgi to plasma membrane protein transport. The transcript is spliced from 2 exons. Gene Ontology annotation, cellular component: trans-Golgi network. Lineage: Eukaryota; Fungi; Ascomycota; Eurotiomycetes; Eurotiales; Trichocomaceae. The coding region runs from base 148 to 1680 and encodes 510 amino acids.
GCGCUUCUUUCACUUUGCUCGAUAAUUGUUACUUUUAUCUAAAGCAUCAAAUAUUUGCCGCUUUCUAUUCUUUGCCUUGUUAUCGGAAAGCUUCGUCGACUCUCUUCUUUCUGGCCAUGAUCUCCGAGUCGUGACUGUAGCGCCGCAAUGUCAACUGCUAGCGCGCCGGGAGCAAUGCAGGUCUCUCCUGGGAAAGGUCUUGGUAAUCUGACGUUAGGAAGCUCCCUUCAUAAUGUAUUGAGUCGUAUCAAAUCACGGCCUCAGACAUACCCCGCCAUCGACCUUGCAUAUUCCUCCACCGAACCACUUCUCGAGCCCGUUGUGCUCAGUCUCCCUAAAAAUGGGUUAAGACUACGAUUUGAUGGGCCCGAUCAACGACUGCGACUGAUCGAGGUUCUUGAUUUCUCCAGGGUGCCCUUAGUAUAUAAAAAUCACGAAGUCGUUAAGAUCGCGAAACCUCAAGAGCAAAAUUCAUCUACCGGACCGGGCUUUCGCCAUGUAUACAACCGCCUUUUUGGGCCGUCAUAUCCCGGCGAAUAUAUCCCACCAGUAGAUAACUCUCCAUUCGGAACAUACGUCCUAUCGUAUCCAGGGGUGGCUUUUUCUUUCCCACUUCAAGACUCAGCCUGGUCCGAUAACUGCGAUUUUGUGGCGUUACUUUCGUCCUCUGCUGCAUCUCCAGCUAUCUCGAUGGCCAUAUUCCAGGGCGCCUCGUGGUCCGAAGCUCGGAAUAAGCUCUUCACAAGCGUGCCUCAGCUACCGCGUUCACCAGCACUGAUCGGAAAGGGUAGGGAAGCAGUCCCCGAUGAGAUUGAAGAGAUAAGUGUGCUGGGAGCGGGAAAAAUAGAGCUUUUGCGAAGAUCCAGCCCUACGCUCGUUAUCAACCUCUCCGAAACAACACCGCAGGACUUAAUUGCUGAACUCGGGCCACCUGAUGCUGUAUAUCGCAAAAAUGACCGCAGAAUAUCUAUUCACAAUGCUCAUGGCGUGAAUCAGCCACGGAUGUUAAGCCCAUCCCCCGGGCGAGGUCUUGAUACACCCGACACCGAUCACUCUUCGAAUAACAGCCCGACAGAAGACUCCGAUGACGAGACCUUUACUGGUACCAAUAUCGACCCUUCCUCCCUUCCUUCGGAAUGUUUCUUUAACUACUUCCACCAUGGAUUUGACGCCUUUAUAUCUUAUCCAACACCCUCAGGGCCGGCAUUCCCAGGGUCUGGGAUUUCGGAUGCUCCACCUCCUGCUACAUCCUCUCUGCUUACUGUUACGAAGCUUAUAGUGCAUGGGAACGUUCCAGGAUCAUACCCGUUUAACCGUUAUCGGCGAAGUCGUUGGAAGAUCUUACUCGACGAUACAGGGAAUGAGGUUCUUACAUCCGAGACACAUUAUGAUCAAGUAUCAGAACGACUUCAAGCACUAUGGAAAGGGUCAUACGCAUCACCUUCCGAGGAAACGGCACUUCAGAGGGGCAUGGUCCUGAAUAGAGGUUGGGGUGAUAGUCCUGAAAGCAGUGUAGAAUUCCUUGGGGGAUGGGAAGAAAGUGUCAGCGGUAAACAUAGAUCGACCUCUACAGGUCCCGAUGGUGGGCAGGGAUUGGGAAACACGGAGCUUUAUGGAUUUCCGGGCCUUCUUUUUGAGGUGUUGAAGAAUGGUGCGGUUAGUUCUAUGACAAUAUACUGAAACAUUUAAAGCUCAUUGUAUUUACUGAUUUGAACUGACGUUUCAUGCAUCUUUACACAAUUCAUUUUUAGGAUUAUUUCC